GAAAAUAGGAAUUUCCGGUGGAUCAGAGUUCGAUACAAACCAAAUACUUUACUGUGGAUAAAUCAAGCUUAUUGCCAUUAUGAUGUGAACUUUCCCCAAUGUAAAGUAAUGUAGCUGAGGAUUUGCAAUGGGGACCAAGGGCGGGAUUUCUUUGGCCAGCUUCUGUGUUUUUAACCCAACAUAUGGACCAAGGGAAGGAGAGGAGCACAAGAAGAUUGUAUUUUUCUAUCCCAAAGAGACAGACAUAGAUACCCAGAUAAAACACAUUGGUCUCUGUGAGGCUAUAGUCAGAUUCACAGAAACAUUUUCUAACAAGCCAUGCCAAAGUCUCCACACAACCAAGAGAAGACAACUCUUUUUGGAAGCAGAAAAGGAUUUCUGGAUGAUUAUGACAGUUACAAUUCCCUUCACGGAGAAGACAAAGGAUGGACAGUCUGUGCUUGAGUACCAUGAAGAGGAGGUACAGGAUCGUGUGUAUGAGGCCAUUCUACAACAAGCCUACAGAAUGUUUCAGUUAUUUAAUGGGACAUUUGCCUCCAUAUUGGAAAGAACAGGAAAUAAUGUUAAAGUUUUACAACAGAGACUGGAGCAUUUUUAUGUUAGAUUUUUACAGACUCUGCGAUUGCCACAAGGGGAUAUUUUGGACAUUUUUUCUGGGAUCCACUUCAUGCCAUUAGAUAAGAACACCUACCUCCAUGUGCAGUGUUUCAUCAACCUGUUGGAGGCUUCAUUCUCUAGCAUCAAAUACACAGCUUUUCUCUACAAUGACCAGCUGGUCUGGAGUGGUCUAGAUCAGGAGGAUAUGAGGAUUAUCUAUAAAUACCUGAUCACCAGUUUAUUUCCGUCCUAUCAAGAACAAGAACUCCAGUCUACAAACUCCGUGUCCCCCUCCAGAAACUCAGCAGCACCUGGGGAUGUGCAUUAUGGAAAGUUUAUCACGGGACCACCUGACAUAAGAAAUGAGAAGAAUUUGGGCAAAGUUCCACGCGUGUACAUAAACACAGAAUGCUGUAAUGAGGAGUGCUUUCUUCUGGUGUAUAGAGCACACAAUGCCAGUGUCUGCAUGUUUCUUCCUGCUGCCUGCAAGAUCAAUUUUGAGCUCUGUCACAAACUUGAUAGUUUCCUUGGACCGCGGUUGUCACAGUUGGCCUCUGAUAUUGGUGAACAAUUCUCCAAGAAAGCGGCCUCAGGAGCAGAUACAGCGUAUCGAUUUAUUUACUUCAACCAUAUGAACCUGGCUCAGAAGACGACGGUUCACUCGGACAUGAGGAAGACGGGUAGUAACAACAUUCCACCAGAAACUCUCAAACUACUGACAGACAUUAGCUCCGAUAUGUCCAAGAGCCCAGAGGAUGGGGAGAUCAUUGUGAAGACGUCCACGGAUAAUUGGGUGGUGGGAAAGAAGUCGGAUCACCGCGAGUUCUUUGUGGUCAUCAAUCAAAAGAAUGCCAAUCUCAUAGAAAUCAAUGAGGAAGUCAAAAGACUAUGCGCCUCUAAUUUUACCAGUAUAUUUUUCCUGGAUUGACGAUGCAAGGCUUUAGUGUUUUUAUUUUUGUUUGUGCAAUAAAACUCUCUUCCUUUAAAUAUGAGUCCUAAGUAUAAUGUUUUAUAUCAAUAAAUUAUUUUAUUUAAAUG
Messenger RNA from Magallana angulata, 1635 nucleotides. RefSeq names its product vacuolar fusion protein CCZ1 homolog. Gene Ontology annotation, cellular component: Mon1-Ccz1 complex; intracellular membrane-bounded organelle. The record is from RefSeq and is a predicted model, not a curated record. Lineage: Eukaryota; Metazoa; Mollusca; Bivalvia; Ostreida; Ostreidae. The transcript is spliced from 13 exons. Gene Ontology annotation, biological process: vesicle-mediated transport. The coding region runs from base 128 to 1525 and encodes 465 amino acids.